Molecule: messenger RNA, 4190 nt
Organism: Frankliniella occidentalis (western flower thrips)
Lineage: Eukaryota; Metazoa; Arthropoda; Insecta; Thysanoptera; Thripidae
Exons: 2
Coding region: 2935-4008 (357 amino acids)
Source: RefSeq, a predicted model, not a curated record
CGGCGGCUGCGGCCAGGGCCAGCCGGCCGGCCACCAGGGGGCGCUCGCCGGCGACCGAGCCGAGCUCGAGCGGCCCCGGCGCUGGAGAGGACACUCUCUUACGCACUCUCUGACAACCACUACUCUCACCAUUCCCCAGCUUCCGACUCAGCCGGCGUGCUCUGCCCCGGACUGAGCCCCCCAACGUCACAGGCGGGUUCUACCCCUGUGUGCGUGUGUACAUCAUAGAGUUAGUCUAAGUGCUGUAUUAUAGGGUACUGUGUAUUAGGGUAAUUAUACGUGUACUGUGUUGUGUGAAUAAAUACCUGUGCUCUACACCCGGUGUAUCGUCCUUCCCCCCGACACGUCAACUGGCGACGAGGUGAGCAUUUACUACGAACCGCUGGCGGCUUCGUUUUUAUCAAUAUUUUAAUUAUUUUAGACGUGUUGUUGUUUUAUCAAGAGUGCCCUCGCCAUAUCGGGUGUAGGUAAGGAAACCGGCGCGCAAAGCCACGGGGGCCUGUAUCACACUCGUGUCAGUCAGUAAGAAGGGAAGUCGUACCGGCGUGCAGACAGGCCACGGUACCGUAGUCAGUAGAUAAACAAUGGGCACCCCCCGAUUGCGGUUUGAUAACUUCCAACCUGGGGAGGAGCGCUGGGUGAACUACGAGCGCCGGCUCAGGUACGCGCUCGACUCCGCAGGGUUCGAAACAGAUGCGGCCAAAAAGAAGGCAUUUCUCGGGAUUGUGAACAAUAAGAUCUUUGACUCGAUCGAGCACACGCUCUACCCCCGUUCCUCCACGCUCGCGGACGUCACCUUUGAGGCGAUUGUCGACGCACUAAAGACAUGUUUUCAAACCUUAGAGCCCUCCCCAGUGGCAGCCGAACAAGAUUUCGGCAAUAGGGUGCAGCAAGAGGGGGAGACCGUAGAUGUAUGGCUGGCCGACUUGCGGCGCCUCGCGUCGAUUUGUGGGUUCAGUGCCGCGUCGCUGCCGGGGCGACUGCGAACGCAGCUGAUCAAAGGAACAACAGACGUGGAGGCGCGAGCUAAGCUCAUUAGGAAGGCGGAGAAUGCCACGUUAGAGAAGGUCGUUAGCACCCUUCGGAGCUACGAAAGGAGUAAGUUGGAGAUGGGACGUACGGGGCAAGGGCAGCCAAGCCAGCCGUGGGUGAUGGUGAACUCGGCGGCAGCCCUGUCGUCAACAAGCCAGCCGACCGCGCGCUCACAGCCAGGUCCGGCCAGGGCAACGCGCCUCAUGCCCAUGAUGGUGUGGGUGCCGGCCGACACAGCCGGCGCCGCGCAGGUCCAUAACGUAGAGCCAGACGACGAGGAGCCCCUCCCCGACCCCGACGCGCCAGUAGUGGAGCAGGUGUACGCCCUGCACAAUCGGUCAGGUGCCCCGUGCAAAGGGUGCGGAGCACAACAUGACCGCUCCGAGUGUCCAUACUGGCGAACAGUAUGCCAUGCAUGUCAACGCACUGGGCAUAUUUCGCGAGUCUGCGAAAGCACGACCCAGGGCCAGUCAGGCACGGGCCGACCCGGGGCGAAUACUCGAGGUAGGGGCCGGGGAUACGCGCCGCCAAGCCGCCCUUACGGGCGUGGGCGGGGCAAUCAACAAAACAGCAGGGGGCUGUCCCACAAUUACGUGGAACCAGACCCGGAGGAAGAGGCAGACGAAGUAGAAGUACAAGCAAUCGGGGUGGAACAGCAAUAUGAGUAUGGGGACGAAGAGGAAGACUUCCCUGACUUUUUGUUUCAUGUCAGAGCAGAGGCGAGCGAGCCGCAGACCACGGCCGGAGGGGCGGCACCGCCUGACGAGACCGGCGAGCAGAGAGCCACGGUCGCGGCGGGGCCUAAACCAACGGCAAAAGGAGUGGGGGCAAAGGCGCGAGCGUGGCUCGGCAGUGUACGCUCGCGGGUCAGCCGAGCGAUAACUACUAGGUUCGGGAGGUGCGGCGCGCAGACAGCCACGCACAGCAGCCCCGACGGCGAGCAGAAAGCCACGUCGGGAGUGCAAGGGCCUAAGCACACCAUGAUUGGGCUGAUGAGAACCGCGGGGGGAGCACCAUUCCGGAGCAGGGCACACCCCGGGCGCGCCACGCCGGGGAACAUCCUGAGCAAGGGCGCGAGGUAUACACCCAGCCCACCCCCGCACGGGUUGUCCGCACGUAUCGUGCCGCCGGCCAUGAGAGCCAUAGUGAACGCAGACGGGGCGGACAUCGACCUGGAAAUUGAUACAGGAGCGGGGGUGUCACUGGUAGGAGAGGACCUUUUCCAGAAACUGUGGCCGGAAAAAGAGAUAGGACCUAGCCCCCUACGCCUACGUGCAUACAACGGCUCAAGUGUACCGAUAAAGGGACAGGCCAAAGUGACAAUCAAGCAUAACAACGUCACAGCAGACGCUUGGUUAUGUGUCGCGGACGGCCCGGGGCCGGCACUGUUAGGCAGAGACUGGUUUAACCUUCUCCAAUUCAAGGUCGUUCAGGGAACGGUGCCGGAGAACAUACCGUGCUACCACAUGGGGAAAUUGACAGACGGGAAAGUGUGCCGUAGCACCUAUACCCAACAAUACUCCUGUUUCAAACCAGGCCUAGGCGCAUACACGGGAGAACCCGUACACCUCGAGGUCAACCCGGAGGUACGGCCGGUGCACGCUAAAUGCCGCCCGGUACCGUUUGCUAGGCGGGCCCAAGUAGCCAAGGAACUAGACCGUCUAGAGGGCCUGGGGAUUCUCACCCCCGUAAACACUAGUCAAUGGGCAACACCAGUAGUAAUCGUGGAGAAACCGGACGGGUCGCUACGGCUUUGCGGCGAUUAUAGGCUGACUAUAAACACCGCAUUAAGCCCAGACCCGUACCCGAUGACAACGUUGGAACAAGCGUUUGCCAGCUUAGCAGGAGGACAAACUUCACCAGCGGGAUCAAGACCAAAUACGGAUCCGCAGGACAGCCAGCAUGUCCUCUGACAGCGACGGAGAAGAAGAAACGCCUCGCACAGUCCGAUCCAUCAUUCGACAAGCUCAGCCUCCACCCCCGACGGCUCCCUCACCCGGUGCUACGGCGCGAGCACUUAGCCAGCCGCAGACCGGGAGACACAAGCUGUCGGAACUCUUUACGCGCUUGCCGCGAGCAGUGCCCCUCGCACGGGUAGCCAAGUACACGGCGAGGAUACCAGGCCGCUCAGGAGGGCGAAGCACCGGACACUUCCGAGGCCGGGGCGCGAGGGGUCGAGGCCCAACACGCGGCCGACUCGCCGUGACAACGAGCCACGGGCCAAGCACCGACAGCUUCAAAGGACGCCUCAGCCCACGAACGAAGGCAGCCAAUUUACCCAAGGAAAGCAUCCAAUGGGGGAGCUCCGGCACCCAGUGGGUAAAGAGGGACUACCGGAGGCAGAAGAGGGACUACCUGUACAACAAAGGCCCGAUACCCACACUGCCGGACGACUGCCACGACCCCUGGCUCGACACGGUGCGCGAGUGGGAGAAACGCCGAGGCACCAGCUCCCCACCGCGGAUCGCGGCCGCAACAGGGGAAGCCCCAAGCACAGCCCAGCAGGCCGGCGAGCAGAUAGCCACGUCCGGGUGCUCAAAGGGUGCGCAGGACCCCCGCACACCUUGGGAAGAGCAGCACUCGGGACGCAUGGGGAGUACUAGUAGUGAAGAGGAGGCGCACCUGCUGGCCACUCCCACCCGCGGCAACAGGACAGAAAGCCCGGCAUCGGGCCGACAGACUGCCUCCACCCCCGAGUCUGAGGCAAGGAACGGCGGGGUAACACCCCCAACCCCAACAAACGAAGCCGGACUCGACUCACCCCCGGCGGCCACGUCCGCGAAGAAGCGAACUCCGCCGUCCCACUCACCAAAAGAACGACCAAAACGAGUACGGCGCGCGCCAGCCCACCUCCAGGAGUACGACCUCCACAAGCUAACGUCCGACGAUGGAGAGGACGUUAUCGACCUGUACGAUGCGGACGGCGAGAAGUUCCUAGAGGGGGAGGAAGAGUGGAUGGACUGCAUGGAAUUUUGAAGGACUGCGAGGAAAAUGGACAACGAUUUUGGAAAAUGGAAAACUACAAGGGACAGGUACUUAAGGGGGGAGGUAUGCCGGGCUGCUAGCGCUGGCCGCUAGCGUUGGCGGCGGCUGCGGCCAGGGCCAGCCGGCCGGCCACCAGGGGGCGCUCGCCGGCGACCGAGCCGAUCUCGAGCGGC